AACAUUAUUCAAUCAUAUCAUAUACUGAACCAGAAACCAAAGAAGAAUCAAACUUUGCAACAACAGAGAAGCUAUGAGCUGCUGUUGCGGUGAGGAUUGCCGGCCUAUAGGGUUUCUACUUGGCCUGCCCUUCGCCUUCGUUGCUCUGCUCCUCUCCGUUAUCGGCGUGUUCAUCUGGAUUGUCGGGUUGGCCUUGACUUGCAUAUGUCCAUGCUGCUUGUGUGCGACGAUCAUAGUUGAGCUUGCUCUUUCGUUGGUGAAGGCUCCAUUUACAAUCAUGAAGUGGUUCACAUCCAAGAUCCCUUGUUAGAUUAGCGUUUUGUGAUAUUCUCAUAGUUAUGUCCCUCUUGUUCUGUAAAUUCAAUUUUUUUUUUUCGACAAAGUGUUCCGUAAAUUCAUUGAUGUAUGUAAUAUAUGAAAUUUGUGUUCCAAUUAGUUCUUC
Fragaria vesca subsp. vesca is the source of this 442-nucleotide messenger RNA. RefSeq lists its product as uncharacterized. The record is from RefSeq and is a predicted model, not a curated record. The transcript is spliced from 2 exons. The coding region runs from base 74 to 310 and encodes 78 amino acids. Lineage: Eukaryota; Viridiplantae; Streptophyta; Magnoliopsida; Rosales; Rosaceae.